CUUUUUUCUCCUUUCUUCCCCAUUUCUCAGUGACGCGCUCGAUUUCUCCCUUUUCUCUCGCCUUUCCCUUCUUCCCUCUCUCUCUCUCUCUAUAUAUAUAUCUCUCUUUCCCGCCCAUGGACGAGCGCGAACCCCAGCGUCGAAACCUGCUCCACGCUGUCAAGCUGGCCGUGCAGGGCGUGCUGGGCGACGCGCUCAACCACCCGGAGACGCUCUCGACCUACCGACCCGACGCCAUCCAGCUCAACCUGCUCUGCUCCGACCUCGAGAAAAUCUUAUACUAUGGUCUUCGCGACUCUGCGGGCAUGUGGCAAGGCAAUCGCACGUUCUGGAUGUUUAUUGAAGGUCUUGAAUGGUUGAACAAGGCUCAGUCGGUUUCGCUAUCCAACAUUCGCCUGUACGGAGACGACAGCAUCACACGCCAACGCGCCUGGCUGCGGCAGGCUGUCAUUUACAAGAAGUUUGUGGAGCAUAUUGUCAUUCUAACGGGCCAUCGCACACACCUCAAACAAUACUACCAUCAGUGGGCUAUUCUAUGCAGCGAUGAAUGCGUUCAGGUUCUUGCUUCGAUGAUGCUUCCUCUGGACCGCAUCAAUCUCGUCGAGGUCGACCGCAAACCCAACGCGCAGCCGGCCCCUCCAGCUGUUGCUGGUCGCCCGCCAAACACUCCGCAGCCUUCAGAACACGACGUGGCCGUUCGUGCUGUGAUUGCGCAGGACCUGGCCAACUCUGCACCGGUUAGCGCAGCAGUCUCGGCGCCCACGGCGGAAAAGAAGAAAAAGUCCAAGGUGAAAAAGAACGUUGCCGUGGUGGAAGGCUUUGCAGGCCAGGGAGAAACCAGCACCACGUCGUCAACGACCAAUGGCAUUCUGACGGCGCUUAAAUCAAAGCAACCUGCCGCCGAGGAUUCCGACAAACCCGCUCAGCGACGAUCUAGCACGAGCAUUGCCAUCAGCCAUGCAAGCGCAGGAUCGGGUGCAAGUCUCUCCACUUUGGAAGGCGUGGCUCAGAGCGCGCCAGCCGUUACUAACGAUCAAACAAACAGUGCCAAGCGUCUCAGUGCCGGCACGUCUGACGAUUUGCUUCAAUCUGUGCUCGAUCAACAUGCCAGCGCCACUCGCCCCAGCACCAGCACCAGUAGCAGUAGCAGCCAGCCGAGCUCGUUUAUCCCGCAGGCGCAAUCCACCUCGCCUAGUUUGCAAACGUCGCACACGACACCUGUCACUGCGGCAGCAAUAACUCCAGCGACGCACUCUGCGCCAGCCCAACACCAGACAUCCUCCAAUGCGUCGUCCGCAACAGCCUCUCCAGUUUUAACAACAAAAACCCCAGAAAGGUUACUGGAGGAGGAGGCUCCGUAUGGGUCGUUCUUUAGCACACAGGGCUUUGCUGCGUCGCAGCCGCAAGUGACGACUGGUCCAGCCGUAAUUGCCUCGUCGCUGGCGGCGACACAAUCCCCCAGGUCACCGCUCCGACCUCAGCACAGCCGUGCCGCCAGCUCAUCCUCGGCACUCGAUUUCAUCCCGGGAGCACCAGCGGCCAAAUCUGCGGCCACGAUUGACUCGUCAUCGCCGCGGGAUCCAACUCGCUUUUUCAAAGGCCACUCCUUUGCAAACAGCGUCUUGUCGACAGAUCAGGCGGGAAUCAUUGCCACGGGAGAGUUUGCACGGCAAGGCGACGGUUUGCGGGGCGAGCCGGGACGCGACGACUUGCUCGACAGCCAAGAGGAAACUGCCCGCUCGCGCGGCAGCUCCAAGUCAUCCACCAAAUCUGCAGAUGGCCGGGACGAUAUUGCCAAGUUGAAACGCUUGACGCACAGGCGUGUCAAGAGCGGCGCCGACGAUUCCGCGUUGAGCCGAUCAACGUCAUUAACUGGCGAGGCGCUUGCUGCUGCUGGUCCCGAAUCUGUAGCUGCUUCCCAUCCGAGUGCCUCUGCGAAAGGCAAAGGGCCAUUACAAGCAACCUCAGCAGACCAAACCCUUUCCAAGUCUGCCAGCGCCUCCUCGCUGUCAGCCGCCGCGACCGCCCCCGCCGACGAUGAUGACGACGCACUGUACGGAAUGCACGCGUCUCUGGAGGACGAAGAGCAUCAACGCGACCAAGUGCAUUCGUCCUAUCCGCAUCCUGCGGUUGCGGCUGCGGCUGCCCAGGCUGUUUCCACGAAAGGAACCCCGACUCUUCCAGACACCCCUACCCUCAUUCGCGACCAAUUCCAGCUGAACCAGGAGCGUCAGUUGGCCGCCUCUGCACCAUCAGCAACCAACUCAUCUUUAUCGCACGCGCAGCCCCAACACCAGCAGCACCUUCAGCAACAAUUUCAGCAACAACUCGAAGCGCAGCAGUACCCGCCACAAUUACAGUCGCAGCAGGCAAACUUCUUCCCGUCGCCAAAGGCCGUUUCGCGAAGUGACUCGUCGCAAUUGGGAUGGCGGGCCUCGUACAAUGGCGUCGGAGGCAACCCGCUGACGUCGCCCAACAUUAUCGACAUUAUCUCUGAUUCGCAGUACGCCACAUCCUCCGAACUGGAAAAGGAAAACGCCCACUUUACCGUCAGCGAAGCGCUGAUUGCUGCUGUCGAGGAAUCUAGGCAGGUGGCGCAAGUCAUCUCGGCCAGUGCCAACGAUCUUUCCAUGACGGGCUACCAAACGCCCGGCUUCGGCGACGUCAAUGGCGAUGGUGGCGCGAUCGGCGACCCGCAAGCCCAUUUCAACAGAAACGGUAUGCCUGAAGCGCAUCCGCCAACCUCCAGCCAUUUAGUGGACGAUGUGGUCGUGGUACGCGAGAUGGACGACGAUACAACGCUUCUGCACGACUCCCGGGCGCUAGAGAAUGCAAUUCUCGUCAACCGUACCGCCGACGCCGGCGAGUUUUCCGACGAUAGCGACGAAGAAAUUAUGCAGUUGAAGCGACAGCUGUUGGCAAAAAAGCGCCAAAAGGAGCUGCGAAAGCGCAAGGGCUCUGCGAGCGACGUUUCUCGCACGGAAGAUCCCUUAGCUGCGUCCGGCAUUUCAACCGCGUCCUCGGAUAUGAACGCUGCGUCGCUUCGGCUGAGCCUGCAAGACGAUCAGCUGGCAAGCUUUGCAAACCGAAGCAAGCAGUCUGCUGCCUCCGCCAUGCGCAGACCCGACUCUCAGAGAGCACAAUCUGUCAGUCUCCAUCACUUGCCGUCCGAUUCGGAGGACGAUCUAUUCGAUGACGAGGAGGUCGAUGAAACAGCGAGUCGUCUGAACGCUGCCAAAGAGGCCCGUCGCCAACGGCAGCUCAAUGCCGCCCAAGUGAGUGCGACUGCUACCAGUGCUGCUGCUGUCGCUGCAGCUGCUGUUGGAUCGAACAGCUUGGAGCGCGGCGAAGGCAGCAUUUCGCCAUCUCCUUCGGCCUCGUCUGGCUUGUCCGCGGGGCGGCAGAUGAGCUUGCCUCGAAGCCGGGCUCAGUCGGGUGGGGCCUUGACUCCUCCUCCAGCCGAUGACGUUUACUCGCAGGAUCGGUAUGCCCGCCAUACGCCUUGGUCGACAGCCUCGGGUCGUUUCUCAAUCCAGCCGCAGCAGCAGCAGCAGUUGCUGCAACAGCAGUCCACCCAUCAACCUCAGCCCCUCGACUACAACCCCGUUGCUGCCACCGCUGUAGCCGCAGCAGCGGCUGCCGCUGCCGUCGCAGCUCUGACGUCAGUUCCCGGGGAAAACGACGAGGAGGUGCGAAGCACUGCAGCAUUUGUUGCAAAGCAAUUCUUGCAGUCCCUCCCAACAGCUCCAUCGCCUGCUCAGUCCAUGUCUCCGCACAUGGACAUGUCCAUGUCCAGUGAAUCUCUGGACGUGCUACCGGGCUCGCGAGCACUCUCCCCUCAACCUGGAGGCCGCCGCACACCAAAUUCUUCGCUGCCAUACACCAUCGCUCACCACCUCCAGCACGCGAUGCGCUUCCUUGUCAAGGACGCCGACACACCCCAGACCAUGCUUCCAUUGCCGCUCAAUCUUGCGCGUCGAAACAGCCUGAUUCGUGCCAACCGAGACUUGAGCAUCCCUCCCAUGAGUGGCGAAGUGCCUCCUCCUGGCGUGUACAAUGACAAUGUUCCAGUCGCCUCUCCGCCGCUUGCAAGUGCGUCGGGUAUGGAAGCCGACGCCAAGGCAGGCCAGCAGCGUGCCACUCGUGUCCGCGGCACCGAUGACUGGGCUCCUCCGCGGUCGCAAGUCAUUUUCAAUGUGCAGACGAAACCGAGCAAAACCAAAGUCGGUGUGGCUGCUCAAAACUAUCGCUGCACGGGCUGUGGUCUGCGUUUUGAAGAAAACUAUGUCAAAAAGUUUCGAUUCUGCGAGUAUAUCGGCAAGUUCUUUUGCGCAAGCUGUCACUCGAACUCGGUUGAGAUUAUUCCCGCCCUUGUGCUGCACAAAUGGGACUUUAAACCGCGGAAGGUGUCAAAUUUCGCCAAGGAGUUGCUGCAUCGGAUAUUUUCCGAGCCUGUAUACAACAUUGGUGCGAUUAAUGCGAACUUGUACAGCAAGGUCAAAGCCCUCGCAGCGUUACGGACGACUCGCACUCAACUCACCCUCAUGAAGGACUACUUGCGCACAUGCCGAACUGGUGCAAAACUUUUGGAAUCGAUUGCCGACCGCGAGUACCUUGUGAACGAAAGCGAGCUCUACUCGAUGCGGGACCUGCUUGAGAUUUACCCAGAGGACAAGAUCAGCGAGCCGCUGCGUGCGUUGGCUCGGAACGGAAUGGCUCAUGUGAUGAAAUGCGAGCUCUGCCAAGCCAAGGGUUUUAUUUGCGAGUUUUGCAACAACUCCAAGGACAUUUUGUAUCCGUUCCAGCUCGGAAAAUCGGUUCAAUGCGAAGGCUGCAAGUCUUUCUUCCAUGCAGAGUGCUAUGUCAAGGACAGGUGUCCCAAGUGCAUGCGUAUUCGUGCGCGUGAAUCCAAGCGUGCGCUGACUGCGGCGCCAUAAACUCUCAUUUUCUCACUCUCAAUCUCGAUUCCCCAAUCAACCCUUUUGUAUUUUUUUUUUUAUUCUUUAAUAAAUCCAACCUUUCGACGCA
This is a messenger RNA of Capsaspora owczarzaki ATCC 30864, 5028 nucleotides long. RefSeq lists its product as hypothetical. Lineage: Eukaryota; Filasterea; Ministeriida; Capsasporidae. The coding region runs from base 117 to 4937 and encodes 1606 amino acids. Gene Ontology annotation, cellular component: intracellular membrane-bounded organelle. Gene Ontology annotation, molecular function: phosphatidylinositol phosphate binding. The transcript is spliced from 10 exons. The record is from RefSeq and is a predicted model, not a curated record.